Messenger RNA from Vollenhovia emeryi, 1029 nucleotides. Its product is annotated as golgin subfamily A member 6-like protein 22. Bases 1 to 1029 code for a protein of 342 amino acids. Lineage: Eukaryota; Metazoa; Arthropoda; Insecta; Hymenoptera; Formicidae. The record is from RefSeq and is a predicted model, not a curated record. The transcript has a single exon.
AUGGAAGGAGAGAAAAAAGGGGAAGAGGGGGAGAGGGUAGGAGAAAAGGGAAAAGUAGGAAGACCGAGUAAAGCAGAGAUAUUAAAAAGGGAAAGGGCAAAUAGUCUGCCAAUAGCUGAUUUGUUCAGGAGAGGAGAGAAGAGGAAAGAGAGGCAGGGGGAGGAAAAAGGGGAAGAGAAUAUAUUUAGAAAGACCACGAAAGUAGGAAGAUCACCAGUUAAGGGAGCGGAAGGGAAAGAAGAGGGGAGGGGAGAAAAUAGAGAGGGGAGGGAAACGGAGAGGAUAGAUGAAGAGAUAAGGAAAGGGAGGGAGGAGAUGAAAGAGAUGAGAAGAUGGAUGGAGGAGAAGAUGAGCGAAUGGAAAAAGGAAAAGGAGGAGAUGAAGGAGAGAAUUAAAAAGGUAGAGGAGGAAUUGAAGGGGUAUAAAGAGAAGGAGAAAAGAGAGUUGGAGGUAGAGAAAGGGGAGAGAAAAAAGGAGGAGGUAGGAGGAGGAGAGAAGAAAGACAGGAGGUGGGAGGAUAUAGGAGAGAGAGUAAAGAGAAUGGAAAUAGAGGGGGAGAUGAUGAAAAGAGAAGAGAAAAAGAAAAAUAUUAUAAUAAGGGGGGUAAAGGCUAAGAAAGAGGGAUGGGAGGGAUUAAGAGAGGAAGUGGAGGAGAUAGUAAGAGAAACGGGAGCAGAGGCGAAAAUAGAGGAGAUAAAGAGAAUAGGGAAGAGAUACAAGGAUGGAAAAGACAUGGUGAUGGUGAGAUUCGAGAGCGUGAGGGAUAAGAUACAGGUAAUGAGAGGGAAGAGAAACCUGAGGGAGAGGAACGAGUGGAUAAAGGAUGAUCUCACGGAAAAAGAAAGAAGAGUAGAAUGGUUAAUAAGGGAGGAAGCGGAGGGGAAGAGGAGGGAAGGGUUAAAGGUGAGGGUGGGGUAUAUGAAGUUGUGGAUAGAGGGAAAGUUAUGGAAAUGGGAUGAAGAGAAGGAUGAGUUGAAAAUGGAGCAGGGAAUAGGAGAGGAGGGAGGAAAGAAGGAAAAGGGUUUUUAA